CGGGCGGGGCGAGGGGAACAUAAAAAGGAAGGGUGAGCGUUGGGUUCCCCCUCCACAGCGAGCUGCUAUCUUCAAACAUUCCAAAAGGCCAAACGUUUAGAGCAAUCGUGCAGAAAUGGACGUUCAUCAGUUUACCUACCUUUUUGUCCUUGGUCUGAUUUUGGCCUUUUUGGAUGCCUUUGGCAUUGGUGCUAACGAUGUUGCCAACUCGUUUGCUACCUCUGUCGGUUCCCGGUCCAUUAGUUUGAAGCAGGCAUGCAUCAUCGCCAUCUUCACCGAGUUUGGAGGUGCUGUUCUCAUGGGUGCCUCCACCACCGACACCAUCAAGAACGGUAUCAUUGACCUAAAGAACUUUAAGGGCAACCCAGAAUUGCUCAUGCUCGGUUUCGUUUGCGCUUUGGCCGGAUCUGCUACCUGGGUCUUGCUUGCGUCCCGAAUGGGAUGGCCCGUGUCAACAACUCACUCUAUUGUCGGUGCCAUUUGCGGUGUCGGUAUCGCUGGUUUUGGUGGAGACGCUGUUCUUUGGGGUUGGGACGGUAUGGGCAAGAUUAUCGCCUCGUGGUUCAUUUCCCCUGUCGUGGCCGGGGUUGUGGCUUCCAUCAUCUUCCUGAUCACAAAGUAUGGUGUCAUGCGAAGCCCCAACUCGCUGAACCGCGGUCUGAACGCCAUCCCCAUCUACUUUGGUAUCACCAUUACAAUUUCCGCGCUCUACGUCGUCCUCAAGGGUGGAAAGGCUGUCAAGAUCAACUCUGACAAUGUUGGCGUGGUCCUUGGUGCUACCUUUGGUGCUGGUGCCGUUGUCGCCUUGUUUUGCUUCUUCUUUAUCCGCGUCUGGCUUAAACGCAAGCUUGUCAACGAGGAGAAGCUCGCUUGGUACCAAGUCUUUUACAUUCCUUUUGUUGGCCCUCAGCCUCGCGACGAGCACAUUGCCGACCGCCUCACCAGGACCUUUGGUGACCACUCUGUCCCUGCCAAGAGCGACGUGGAAAAUGGUCAAGUUGGCGUUGCAAAGGGAGAGGAGGUUGCGAUUGUCGAACACGACCCUACUGUCACCGCUCACCCGUCUCUUGUAAACCUCGACAAGGAGACCUCCGCCACCGGAAAGGCCUGGAACAAAAUCAAGGGUGCUCUUACCAAGGGUGUUAACAUGGACGUUGCCUCUGUGCAAUCCAGCCACGUCAAGGAGGUGCACUCCCACGCUGUAAAGUACGACUCAAAGACAGAGUACCUCUACUCCUUCCUUCAAGUCAUUACCGCAUCCUUUGCCUCCUUCGCCCACGGUUCCAACGAUGUUGCCAACGCUGUCGGUCCUCUUGCUGCCAUUUACCACAUCUGGAGCACCGCUCAGCUUCCCGGAAAGAAGUCUGACGUGCCCAUUUGGAUUCUCGCCUAUGGUGGUGUCGCCAUUGAUAUUGGUUUGACCUUGUACGGUUACAAUGUCAUGAAGAACUUGGGUAACAACAUCACCUACCACUCUCCCUCCCGCGGUUUCUCCAUGGAACUUGGUGCCGCCUUGACCGUCAUCACUGCCAGUUUCAUUGGUCUCCCCGUCUCCACAACUCACUGCAUUACUGGAGCCACCGCCAUGGUUGGUCUCUGCUCUGGAUCAUGGCGGGCAUUGAACUGGAAGGUCCUUGCCUGGUGCCUUUUCUCUUGGAUCUUGACCGUUCCCGUAGCCGGGCUCAUUGGUGGAUUGUUGUUCGCCAUCAUUGCCAACGCACCCAAAUUUUUGUAAGAUAGAAGAAAUUCGAAUUUUGGGGGACAGAUGGAAAGGGCGCAGGACACCUUUAGCAAGUCUUGGCAUUGAGCAUUUUUUCACUUAGACCUUUUUUCUUUUUGUAACAUAUGAUGAUCUAAU
Spizellomyces punctatus DAOM BR117 is the source of this 1858-nucleotide messenger RNA. RefSeq lists its product as uncharacterized. Bases 116 to 1735 code for a protein of 539 amino acids. Gene Ontology annotation, cellular component: membrane. The record is from RefSeq and is a predicted model, not a curated record. Gene Ontology annotation, biological process: phosphate ion transmembrane transport. The transcript has 2 exons. Lineage: Eukaryota; Fungi; Chytridiomycota; Chytridiomycetes; Spizellomycetales; Spizellomycetaceae.